AAGAGAGUCGUCCAACGUAACAGUUUGAAUUGAAGAGCGUACACGCAGCAGAGGCAUGAAUUUACUCUCCGUGUACUAUUUGUAAUGAGCAAUCAGUUCAUAAGACCAAGUCGCUUAUUGUUUCUCAACUUUUCUCAUUAAGGUUUCUUUGCAUUCCAUACACCUUCCGAGAAGAAGGAAAGUUGUUCUUUCUCUCCACUCCUGUCUCGCUCGGGCCGAGAUGGAGUGAGCGAUAAGACAAGUAUUGACCCUUUCUGGCACGUAUGAACUCUUGAGGAGGAGGGCAAUUGAGCCGAACAAGUAGACUAAGAUGAUGCUAAGCUCGAGGGGAAAUAGCAAUGGGAGCAGUGCUGACAGCAUUGCCCAUCCUGCUGACGGCAACAAUAGUUUAGUGUCCAGACCACUCACCAAAUCUGACAAUAAUUUGGAUGCAGAGCCGCCAUGCAGAAAUGCCAGCGCGGCCGCCCUCGCCUCCGCGUCGGAUGGGAGGGAGACGUGGAACAAGAAGGUCGAGUUCCUCCUCGCCGUCAUCGGAUUUGCCGUCGACCUCGGCAACGUGUGGCGAUUCCCGUACAUAUGUUAUCAAAAUGGGGGAGGAGCCUUUUUAAUCCCGUACUGCAUAAUGUUGGUGUUUGGAGGUCUCCCCCUGUUUUACAUGGAGCUGGCGUUGGGACAGUAUUACAGAAGUGGAUGCAUUUCCGUAUGGCGUCACAUUUGCCCUGCUUUAAAGGGACUGGGCUAUGCAAUCUGCAUAAUUGACCUGUACGUGGGGAUGCAUUACAACACGAUAAUUGGUUGGGCAGUGUACUACCUGGUGGAGUCCUUUCAGCCCAUCUUGCCCUGGCUCAGUUGUGACAAUGAGUGGAACACGGAUAACUGCACGCUGAUUAAGGAUAUCGCCAAUCUCACGGAUUCUGAAGGAGCAACAAGUCCGGCGAGAGAGUUUUACGAACGAAAAGUUUUAGAAAUGCAUUUAUCUGAUGGGGUGGACAACCUUGGCACGAUGCGAUGGCCGCUCGUUCUGUCCGUUCUGGUCGUCUUCGUUCUUGUCUACUUCUCCCUCUGGAAAGGCGUUCGGAGCACUGGAAAGGCCGUGUGGAUUACUGCACUUGCUCCCUACUUUGUCCUGUUCAUUUUGCUGGGGCGAGGUGUCACUCUUCCGGGAGCAUCGGAUGGCAUCUACUACUACUUGACCCCACAAUGGGAGAAACUUAAAACACCAAAAGUUUGGAUUGAUGCAGCAACCCAAAUCUUUUUCUCACUCGGACCUGGAUUUGGCACACUGCUUGCUCUUUCCAGCUAUAACAAAUUUCAUAACAAUUGCUACAGAGAUGCUAUAAUCACCAGCUCUAUCAAUUGUCUGACAAGCUUCCUCGCUGGAUUCGUAAUCUUUUCUGUCUUGGGCUACAUGGCCAAAGUGCAGAAUAAGAGUAUCGACAAGGUUGGCCUAGAAGGCCCUGGCUUGGUGUUCAUCGUAUACCCGGAAGCAAUUGCAACAAUGCCGGGCUCUAAUUUUUGGUCCAUUAUCUUCUUCCUCAUGUUGAUUACAUUGGGAUUAGAUAGCACAUUUGGAGGAUUGGAAGCCAUCAUUACAGCGUUUUGCGACGAAUAUCCCACUCUCUUGUCCCGAAAUCGUGAAGUAUUUGUUGGGCUACUGCUCGUCGUCGUAUUCCUCCUCUCGUUACCAACCUGCACACAAGGUGGAAUGUAUCUCGUCAACUUUUUGAACAUUUACGGACCCGGAAUUUCAAUUCUGUUUGUCGUGUUUGUCGAAGCUGUGGCUGUCUGUUGGUUGUACGGAGUGGACAGAUUUUCGUCGGAUGUUGAAAAAAUGAUUGGUCAUAGACCCAACCUUUUCUGGAGGACGUGUUGGAACUACAUUACACCGUGGUUCAUACUGUUUAUUUUCGUCUUCUCCAUCAUUACGUAUGAAGAUUUGAGGACGGAGGAUUACAUAUAUCCGAAAUGGUCCAUACAUAUUGGAUGGAUGAUGACAAUGUCAUCUCUCAUGUGUAUUCCGCUGUACAUGGUCUACAUGUUCAUCAAAACACCAGGAUCUUGGCAGGAGAGAAUUGCAAAAAUGAUCAAACCGGUGGACCCUGCCGACAUGAUUGUAUACUCUACAACACCCAAUUAUGGAACGUCGGUGUAAAUGGUGUGGGAUUCUUGGCUCCCUGUUUUACUAAUCUGGCACAAUAGGAACAGGUUGCAAGAUCAUCGAGUGGUCACACCCAGUCACCUAUUAAAUACGUAACCAGGUCUGGAUAUGCAAACCACAAUUUGGAUUCUGUUAACAAUUGUGUGAUACUGUUACGAGUUUCAUACAGACGCUGGCAUGUCUCUAAUGCUUUCUUGCCAAUCUGUCAUGUGGCAAUAAUUGUGAAAUUACAAUAAAUUGUAUAAAGUUUAUUGUCUAA
Messenger RNA from Folsomia candida, 2417 nucleotides. Its product is annotated as sodium-dependent serotonin transporter. The transcript has 11 exons. The coding region runs from base 311 to 2152 and encodes 613 amino acids. Lineage: Eukaryota; Metazoa; Arthropoda; Collembola; Entomobryomorpha; Isotomidae. Gene Ontology annotation, biological process: sodium ion transmembrane transport; serotonin uptake. Gene Ontology annotation, molecular function: serotonin:sodium:chloride symporter activity; serotonin binding. The record is from RefSeq and is a predicted model, not a curated record. Gene Ontology annotation, cellular component: neuron projection; membrane.